AAAAUAUAUCAAAGUAAAAAUGGGUUUGAUUAAAGAUGUUGGUGAUACUCUCACCUAUGAAGUAAGAGGACGUGUUGCUAUCAUCACCUUGAACCAGCCAGAAAAGCUCAAUGCUUUAAAUGGUGAACAAUACUUGCAAUUGGCAAAGUAUGUCGAGCAAGCAGACCGUGAGGAAGGUACCAUUUUGACUUUGAUUCAAAGUACUGGUCGUUACUUCUCAGCUGGAGCCAACAUUGCUGAUAAGGGAAUCAGCAACUCCGAUUAUGAUAUGGCUGACUUAUUCUCCAGAGAAUACUGGUUGGAUAAGUUCGUGUCUAGAAACGUCUACCUUGCCGAUUUGUUCCACAAUCACACCAAGAUCUUAGCUGCAGCUGUAAAUGGUCCAGCUAUUGGAUUGAGUGCUGCAUUGCUUGCUUUAUGUGACUUAAUUUAUGUGAAAGAAGAAGCUAAGUUCUUCUUGUUGGCACCAUUCGCCAACUUGGGAUUGGUCGCUGAAGGUGCAGCCUCCGCCACUUUAUUCUUGAGAUUGGGAUGGUCUAAGGCUUCAGAAGCGUUAUUGUUGGCCAAGCCAAUUUCAGGUCGUGACUUGAACAACUUGGGCUUCAUCAACAAGACUUAUGAUGGCCAGUUCAAGACUACCGAGGAAUUCAAUACUCAUGUCCAUGAUGAAUUGGUCCAAGCUUUCUCCCACCUUCACGAGCAAUCAAUUCUUGAGAACAAACAGUUAUUGAAAGCUAACAGAGAUACGUUAAUUAACAGUGCUACCACUAGGGAAUUGGUCAAGGGUUUGAACAAAUGGGUUGAAGGUGUUCCUCAACAGAGAUUCUCCAGUUUACACCAGAAAGAAAUCAAGCACAAGUUAUAGGUAAGUGCUUCUUGGAUUCUGGAAU
Molecule: messenger RNA, 890 nt
Organism: Suhomyces tanzawaensis NRRL Y-17324
Lineage: Eukaryota; Fungi; Ascomycota; Pichiomycetes; Serinales; Debaryomycetaceae
Gene: ECI1
Product: dodecenoyl-CoA isomerase
Exons: 1
Coding region: 20-865 (281 amino acids)
Biological process (GO): fatty acid beta-oxidation
Cellular component (GO): peroxisomal matrix
Source: RefSeq, a predicted model, not a curated record